CUUGCGUGUUCAAUCUUAUUUACUCAUUAGCAGAAGCAACAAACGUGGCAUGUGCUUCUGCGUAAUAUACUGCAUACAGUGUGUAGCCGGCUUCUUAAAUAUUACACACGUUAUUUGAAGAAAAAGGAAAUUUAACCUUAAAAAUGAGUGCACCAAUAAGUACUGCAAUGGAUAGUUUGUCAGCUGCAAUUAGAUCUAAUAUAAUUCCAAAUCAAGAAUAUUUAUUACAAGGAUCAGUGUUAGAUAGUGCAGUAGAAGUAUUGCUUCAUAGAUUACGUGGUUUAUGUGAUAAUGUGGAUACCGGGCCAGAAACUUUUAAUGAUCAUGAAAUGUGUUUUAGUAUCAGAGGAUCUGAACAGCCAUUGCUUUUACGUGUAAGAAGGGCUUUAGAUUAUCAAGAUAUGCCCUGGCAAUUACGUUAUAUCGGUCAACCCGAAUUGGGUGAUAAAUCAAGACCCACAAUUGUCAGAAGCAGUUUAGAUAUAGCAACUAGUAACACAGUUGUCGACUUUUUAACAGAACUUGGAUGUAGAUUAGAUUUUGAAUAUAUUGCACGUGGUUAUAUGUUUCGUAAAGGUAGAAUGAAAGUAACAGUUUCCAAAAUAUUUAAAAUGGGUCAACAAGGAAAAAUACCUGAAAGUAUGGAAGCAAUAUCUCAAAGUUAUUUAGUAGAAUUGAGUGUUUUAGCACCUAGUGGUCAAGAUGCAAUAGCAGAAGAUAUGAGAAUUUUUGCAGAACAAUUAAAACCUUUAGUACAACUUGAAAAAAUUGAUUAUAAAAGACUUGUACAUUAAUAUAAUAAUCAAUAUUGUAUUUUAAACCGUAUUAAUUAUAUUUAUUUCGUUUGUAUAAAUUUUUACCGAUAUUGUCGAAAAUAUUCUCCUUAUAUAUUUAAUUACAUUAUGUUUUGCGAAAUCAUCGUUUUAGGUGUAUAUUGUAAAACUGAAAAUGUGAUAUAUAUUUUUUACGUUAAAGAUUAAAAUAUAUUGUAGUUUU
Molecule: messenger RNA, 996 nt
Organism: Apis dorsata (giant honeybee)
Lineage: Eukaryota; Metazoa; Arthropoda; Insecta; Hymenoptera; Apidae
Gene: MED18
Product: mediator of RNA polymerase II transcription subunit 18
Exons: 3
Coding region: 144-794 (216 amino acids)
Biological process (GO): termination of RNA polymerase II transcription; regulation of transcription by RNA polymerase II
Cellular component (GO): core mediator complex; mediator complex
Molecular function (GO): transcription coregulator activity
Source: RefSeq, a predicted model, not a curated record